UUUAGCAUAUAUGUAGAUGAACAAACAGCUGGCCACAGUGGGUGUGAAUUCGAAAAUGUGUAUGGUACAUUAUUAUAACGAUUAAUGAGAUGUUAAUGAACAUAAACAUUCGCGUGAUUGAUAAACUGCUGAAUACAAGCACCCUUUAAUAGUGAAUAUUGACUUUCUCCAGCUCAUGAAGAAAUUUGAAACCAUCUCCAGUAUUUAAUUGCUCUGCCAUUUUUAAAGCAAAAAUAAAACAGCGAAGAGAUCAACAUCGUAAAUAGUGUGAAAAAUCCAACCGACAUUUUGCGGUUGACAGCGUGACGUAAUGGGUGGCCUUAACCUAAAGCGUGGUGGAUAGAAAGCAAUGAUUACCGUCGGCAGCGCCUGAAGACGUUGGGUGUGAAAGCAAAUUGAAAAAAAAAAGAAUUGUGAGAAAACCAGAGUAGCGUGAACUUUGACGAGACGGUUUAUUAAAACACCUAUUUUAUACUGCUUCUGCUGGUCUGGUUUCGAGACCCAUAGGACCUAGCGAUAAUGGCAGAAGUGAAACCAUUGAAUGCAUCAGAUAAACCGAAGGAGGUCAGUGAGCAGUCGGAAAAUGCCGACUAUUUCCUGCGUAAUCUUUUCAUUCCUGCUGAUGCUGGUGGAAAUUUGGGCUUGCACCUCAGUCGAACACCGUGGGAUCCUUAUCCUUGGGUUAGCGGAGUAUUAACAGGAUCGAGUGCAGAACAAGCUGGAGUACGGAUUGGAGAUUGUGUAUUGGAGGCCAAUGGCGAGGAUUUACUAGGUCUAAAAAUUGUUGACAUCGCGAAACGAGUCAGAAAUGGAAAAACAAACGCAAAACCUGCACCAGGUGUUAAUUUGAUGCUGUGGAAUUCUGGAUUUGAAAAAAAUAACCUCAAUCCACAAUCACUGUCACGAUUUGCAAGCUGUCUUCAGAGCAUAGCAGGAUUGCUAGAAUGUCCAGUGUGUUUAGACAUCAUCCGACCUCCCUCGUGGCAGUGCUGUCAUGGACAUCUCAUAUGUUCUGGAUGUCGAUCGAAGAGCACCAAAUGUCCAAUCUGCCGGGUAGUACUAGGCCGGGGACGAUGCAUAGUUGCUGACAAGUUAUUUAAUUUCCUUGUGCAAACCCUUGGGCAGCAUGAUGGUGAGAAACGUCCAGCAGGUCAAAAGUCAUCUAAUUUACAGCAAAUAAGCGCUAGACUACCGUUGCUUUCACGCGACCAUCGUCUAUGCAAACAGUCGUUAAAAUUAAAAGCAAAUACCUGUGCAACCACCAAUGUCGGCCUAACAGCACAUAGGAUCGCAAAACUGACACCAUCAUCGGUCCCGCUGCUUCUCCAAUAUUGUUGUCCUUCCGGACAGCCGUGUGGUAAAAUGAAAAAUCAACAUGACAUAUUAAUUCAUUUGCAGAAAUCACAUCAAACGAGUGUCGUUCAGUAUUAUGCAGCCACUGGCGACCAACUUAGUAUUAAUUUCAACGAAUCCUGUGUAACGUGUAUCGUCCUAGUACCAGAAUGCACAACUGGCGAAGAGGACUAUAACAAAAACAGCUCAGGGCACAAGAAUAGUUUUAAUGGUAAUUGUGUAAAUGAUAGCAACAAAUUGAUAUCAACUGCCGUCUCUGAGGAAAAUGCAUAUUUUUUCCUUGCUAAAUUUCGGUGCAUUGAAGCCAGUAGCCAGGCUCUGUAUUGGCUUUGGCACCUCGGAACACAGGAAGCAACAGACCGUUACGUGGUAACGGUUUCGGAUUCACAUAGUAAAAUCAGCUGGAGUGGAAGGCCGGUAUCUAUGCGGCAAAACUGCAAAGAAGUUCUCAAAUCAAAACAAUUUGUUAAACUGGAAUACGUUGCGAAGGGACUGAAUGUUAGAAUUGAAUUAGAUAACUGA
Messenger RNA from Ochlerotatus camptorhynchus, 1875 nucleotides. RefSeq lists its product as uncharacterized. The transcript is spliced from 4 exons. The record is from RefSeq and is a predicted model, not a curated record. Gene Ontology annotation, molecular function: protein binding; ubiquitin protein ligase activity. NCBI's taxonomy places the organism in Eukaryota, Metazoa, Arthropoda, Insecta, Diptera, Culicidae. The coding region runs from base 520 to 1875 and encodes 451 amino acids. Gene Ontology annotation, cellular component: cytoplasm.